GGUCGCCUCUCACUUGCAUUCGGACCCAGAACCAGGAUGGACAAACAACAAGAAGCGGCGCAGGCGGACAGCAUUUCCACCGUCGGUGUCAACAUCAAGGUGCAGGAGUAUCCGCCUUCGGAAGUAUACACGUCCGAACCGCCUCCGGCCUACGUCCGCCCGAGGGGAACGGCGGUCCAGAUCGCGAAAAUAGCCGCUGUCACGCUCGUCGCCGUCUCUGUCAUCCUCGGCUUCUUCAUGGUCGCGACUGCUUACGUUUCCGCCUCCGUCUCCUGCUACCAGGACUACCCGGCACCCCAGGAUAACAUCGAAGACAGGCCUAGUUAUCAGCAUUUAGUGGAUCCGCUCGACUCUGAAGAGUCUUCGCAGACGAAACGCGAGUCCGUGGUACCACCUGCGCUCGAGAACGCUCAAACGGGCCAAGAACAGCCCGUACAGAUCAAACUGCCUCUCAUGCUCAACUUCGACGAACUGGCCGGCUCGAUCAUCGAAAAGAACCAGAGGUCCAGGAUGAAUUGCGUCGUCGAGAAGAGGAGGACCGAGGAGGUGAUGGACCAUCAGCCCAAGACAGUCAACCUACCGUUCGGCGUCAACCUGAAGACCGACCCCCGUCUGGAGCACGUCACCGGCGAAAGGAUGGCCAUCUUCUGCGAAAGCGGCAACGAUCAGAGCGACCCUCAGGUUGUGGUGGCAAGGGAUGUUUGGAAAAACGGAGUCCAUUUGCAUCAGGAAAAGGUCGUACGAGGGAGACAGGCUGAUAGAUUCAGCAAGUCAAAUGUACCAGUCGAGCAGCAGAUGCCGAUGAUGAUACCGAUCCAAGUCCACCAGAUGCCGAUCCCUCACCCCAACGAAAUACCUCACCACGUCCACCACAUCCCACAGGGCCAUCAGGUCCACCCGAUGUUCCAUCAGGCCAUCCAGCACCAAAUGCAACAUGAGAUGGUCCAACAUCCCCAAGAACAACAGGUCCACCUCAAGUUCCCACCUCAGAUUCCACACAGGAUGAUGCCAGAAGGACAGGUCAUCAUACAGGAAGAAGUGAUCCCGGUCUUCCAGCCUCACCCAAGGCCUGAAGGGCGCAGCCUGGAACACCACCCUGUAGAAGUUGUUGAACACCCUGUCCCCUCGGAUACAGUCAAACCACCUCCACCACCAGCAUUCACUGGUCUCCCUAUGCAAGAUAGACCUCAUUUCGUACAACCAAGGUCCAUCCGAUCCGUCAACAGCUUGCUCAAGAGAGACAAAAGGGUCCGUCGUUGUGCAUGCGACUGCGCUUGCUGAUUCAGCCCUACAUAAACAGAAUUAACCCACAAAGGAUAAGGAAAAAAGAAGAAAAAAAAGAAACUAACAUAUAGCAGUAAAACAUAUAAAAUGUUUAAAAUAACUACUUACACAGAAAACUAAAAUAAUCAAGUUAGAAAGGAUGUAAAUAAUUAAGACAAUGAAAUGUAAAAUUAUUAAAAUAUCAAAA
Messenger RNA from Cimex lectularius (bed bug), 1471 nucleotides. RefSeq lists its product as uncharacterized. Lineage: Eukaryota; Metazoa; Arthropoda; Insecta; Hemiptera; Cimicidae. The record is from RefSeq and is a predicted model, not a curated record. Bases 37 to 1281 code for a protein of 414 amino acids. The transcript is spliced from 8 exons.